This is a messenger RNA of Portunus trituberculatus (swimming crab), 2322 nucleotides long. RefSeq lists its product as uncharacterized. Bases 140 to 1678 code for a protein of 512 amino acids. NCBI's taxonomy places the organism in Eukaryota, Metazoa, Arthropoda, Malacostraca, Decapoda, Portunidae. The transcript is spliced from 3 exons. The record is from RefSeq and is a predicted model, not a curated record.
GGAGGAGCCACAGUACACAGCAAGCUAGCCAGAUACACACAGCAAGUGGAAGCAUCUAAACCACAGACAAAACCAUCGCUGGAAAUUUUGAAGAGUCCUCGUUCACACACUCACUGACUCACUCACUCACCUACCAGCCAUGAGGAGGAGGUGGUGGUGGGGGGCUGUGGUGGUGAGUGUUGCGGUGGUGGUGGCGGUGCAGGGUACAGUGCUGCGGUGCAAUAGGCAGUGUACCUGUGAGGACAAGAAAAUGGCGUACAAACAUGAGUUCACUGUGGACUGUGACGCCUCGACUCUUGUGGAGGCGACGAUGACGGAGGAGCUGCUGGAUGUCCUGGAGGACCUUACCAGCAUAGCAUCACCCGGGGCUCUCGUCAGUGUGAAGGGUGGGGCGUCCCUCACUCUCAACGUCACCCUGGCCUUCCUCCAGCGGUGGCGUGAGUUUUCCAUGUGUUCCCUGGAGGUGACGGGCGCAGCACGUGUUGUGUUCCCCCCCUCCCUGUCUCCCACCAAGGAAAGGAAGAUUGAUCAGCACUAUGUCGGUCUGAAGCUAACGGGGGUUUCUGCCAGCGCGGUGCCUGCCGGUUUGUUCAGUGGCAAGUUGGCAGCGGGUCUGCUCCUCAAUAACACCAGUGUGGGUCUCCUUCCCGCGGGACUCUUCAGCGGCGUGCCUGCCCUGCACAGCCUCCACAUUGUCAACUCCACGGUGGGUGUGAUGGAGGGGCCGCUGGGGAACGCUAUGCUGCACACCAAGAUGUGGCAAGAAGAGGAGGAGCCUGUCAAGGUUGUCAACUCCACCGUGGGGCUGCUGAGUGGCGGGGCGCUGCAUCUCAAGAUGGAGAGGUACCAGCGGGCCACGCUGCAGGGCCUGUCUCUGGGCCGCGUGGCCUCUGGUGCCAUACAGGUGGAGGGCGGCGAGAUGGUGAUGGAGAAGUGCGCGGCGGCGCGUGUGGAGGCCGCCGCCAUACUGCUGGCGAAGAAAGCCCGCCUCCUGCUGAGGGACAACUGGCUCGCCCUGCAGCCGCACGCCUUGACGCAAAUCCCGUGCAGCCAGGAAGGCCACCGCAUGUACGACAACCACUUCUUUGUGCUGCUCAACGGCACUGCGAUCCCCGUCAGCCUCACCACUAACCAGACAGCAGCACCACCAGGAGCACAACUCAAGGAGGAGAUAGCAGAGAGGGAGCGGCUCACCGCCAUCCUCAGCACGGUCAUUCAUCCCACCUGCAUCACCUCCAACCUCGCCCCGCUGCCCACGUUGUCCCCGCUGCCAGCCUGGUCCCUCCUCACGCCCACCAAGAUGGUGGAGUUCGUCCUCAUCGGCCUCUUCGUGGGGCUAAUCAUGGGUGGCCUCAUCCUUCUCUGCUACAAAUGCUACAACCGCCGCCGCCGCCAGCCCCGCUGCGACGAGCCUCUCGUGGUGCAGCCCGUCGUGAUGAGCCAAAUCCCUCAAGACCCCAUCUAUGAGGAGUGCCUGCCCCCGCCCCUGCCGGCCCUGCCGCCCCCCUCCUGCCGCGAGGAGUGCUCCGCGUCCAUUGUAAAGAAUGAGUUUGGAAAGAACACUGUGGAAAACGAAUACUUAGUGAUGGACACUCCCCAACAGCGCCACCCACGCGACAUCCACACCCAUCUUCCUCCUGUCGCUAAUGUCGCCUUUCCCGCCCCGCUAAAUCACUGACACCACCACUGCCACACCAACACACAUUCCACCUGUACAUCCCCUAACAACAACAACAACAAUAACAAUAACAACAACACGUCAGCCUCUACACCCACUCACAAGGGACAACAAACAGUGACUCUCCCGUUGGAGUUGCUACACAUGAGCUGCUGAUGUGCAAAGUUUUCGCGGACUUGAGAUAUUAAAUGAUAAUAUUCCUAGCUUGCUGAGACACGAAGUUUCCGUGUUGUGAGAAUAUACAUGACUAUGCUCUCUCCACACGAUGGUUGAGCUAGACGGGCCACGCUAGUCACGCAUCUAAAGGUUCACUUCAAACUGUGUACUAAGGAUUGUAUGUUAAGAUAUAGGAUAUCUGUCAUGUCCUAGGAUUAGUUUGAAGUUAUAUUGAGUGUUUGCCAGAUCUCAUUCAGGUCAAUGUGCAGUACCUAGUGCCAGUAUUACAGGGAGUACAAAGGAGAUGACUGCUACAAGGAUGCAAGCGGAAGCGGUACUCCUCAACAGAAAGUAGUAGUAGUAGUAGUAGUAGUUAGUAGUAGUAGCCCAGUGUUAUCUUACCUCACAUGACUUACUGGGCUACUGUUACCAAAAAAGUUAAAUGGAUGAAUGGAUAAAUGAAUAGACAAAUAAUAAAAAAAAAAUAU